GUAGAGGUAAACAAGAAAAAAACAUCGUCUAAUUAAAAUAAAGUCGUGUUCUGUUACAUGAGUACAUUUUCGAGUGAAGUGUAUAAAAAGUGCAGGUACAGGAGCACACUACAUGUACAGUAGAUAUCGAGACCCUGCGUGAAAGAAGGUAGAGACUGGAGUUGCAACAACAUGGAAGGUAUCUUUGCGAUAUAUUGCAUCCUGUUGGUAGUUCAGGUUCAAGGACACUACUGGACCAGCUGGUUUGACCGCGACGACCCAUCAGGGACUGGAGAUUGGGAAACUUUAUCUGACCAAAAGGCAUUAGGGGAAGUGUGUGGAGUUAAUUGCAACCCCAUAGCUGCAGAGUGCCGUGUUAAGGGAACCAACACUGUGUUCACUCGCUGGGCCGGUACAGCUCCGGACAAACUUUUGUACCACUGCCUGCCCUCUAAGGGCCUGGCCUGCCGCAACGCCGACAACCCCGUAAUCUGCAAAGACUAUGAGAUAAGAUACAAGUGUCCGUCUACCAGCACUACGUGGACAUCCUGGUUAGACAGAGACGACCCCAGCGGUACUGGGGACUGGGAACAUGUUGGGAAAACCGGAUUUAAUCCUUGCUCCAACAACGAUCCAAUCAAGAUCGAGUGCCGCGUCAAGGGAACCAAUCAGCCUUGGGACCAAGCGGGUCAGGUGAUCAGGACCAAGUGCACGCCCUCUGAGGGAUUCGUCUGCGUGAACGCCGACCAGCCGAGUGGGGAGACUUGCAAAGAUUACGAAGUCCGCUUCAUUUGCCCAUAGCUCUGCCCAUGCAACCCAAAAUGUGUCUAAUAAAUAAAUCACAGACAUGUGCUUCAUGUAGUAGUGCCCUGAUAUCUCGUCGAUUUAAGUCAUGUCGUCUUAAAAAAUUAACUAGCAAAUAAUAUGCAAUCGACGUUUUAACCAUGUAGAAAUUGGUUUCAAAUUCCCUUUGCUUUCAUUUCGAAAAAAAAUAUCCAAAUUUAUGCGGCAAUAAAUUGUAGAAUUUAAACAGUAAA
Messenger RNA from Lingula anatina, 1016 nucleotides. RefSeq lists its product as uncharacterized. The record is from RefSeq and is a predicted model, not a curated record. Lineage: Eukaryota; Metazoa; Brachiopoda; Lingulata; Lingulida; Lingulidae.